Molecule: messenger RNA, 12295 nt
Organism: Coregonus sp. 'balchen'
Lineage: Eukaryota; Metazoa; Chordata; Actinopteri; Salmoniformes; Salmonidae
Source: the annotation of a GenBank genome assembly
GAACAAGGUGACUCAAGACUAGAGUGGAAAUUUGGAAAACACUUUUUCCCUCGACAGGAAGUCUCUCGUAAGUAUUUUUUGAUUUUAUUGUUUUAAAUCAAAUUCGAUCUACUAACUUUGCUAUUACUUACCCUUCGCUACUGACAAUAACUCAGUGAUACUUUGUUUGACUCGUUAUUAACCAACUGUCUACGUUCAAAACGCCUUGGAUAAGAAGUUUCGCUAACUAUCCAGUAGUUAGCUACAGUAGCUAGUUAGUUUAGCUAACGUAAUGUCAGCUAGCUAACAUUUAACGUUAGCCAACCAACUAACAUAACUAAGCUUGCUUACAGAAUAAUAUAGUAGAGGGAUAUGUCAGGAGAAUCAAAGGUUCAAAACCUAGCUAAAUUGUUUGUCACGCGAUUGGUAUUUCCAGAAAAUCAUGGCUUUCGUCCCUAACCGGCCAUGCUUAGCCAGUUAGCUUCACACAGCAACAUGCUAGUUUGCAAGCCAGAGAGGCCGGCGAGUUGUCUUACAACGUUACACUAGACCGAUCAUGACUCUCAGUAACAUUACAUUACACCAGUGGCGAUUUUAGCAUGUAAAUCUUGAUUGGGGGAGGGGGGUUGCUUGCCAACAAAGCCACAACACUAAACAAUACAUUAAUUGCACUAUAACGGUGACAAACGGUGCCCACAAACUGUUAGGGCCUACAUAAAGCUGUCCCAACACCUUACCACUGCUACACCUGGCUAUCAGCGGAGCCUUGUCUGGCAGCGAAACAGUUAAUUCAACCUCAUUUAUGCCUUUAAAAAAAACAGCUGAUAUGGCUGACUUGCUUAAACAAAUGUGGUUUCUACUGACAAUUGAGAUCAAAUCACAUUUUGUUUGUCACAUACACGUGUUUAGCAGAUGUUAUUGCGGGUGUAGCGAAAUGCUUAUGCUUCUAGCUCCGACAGUGCAGUAAUAUCUAACAAGUAAUAUCUAACAAUUUCACAACAUAUACCCAAUACACACAAAUCUAAGUAAGGAAUGGAAUUUAAGUAUAUAUACAUAUAUGGACAAGCAAUGAUAGAGCGGCAUGGACUAAGAUGCAGUAGAAUAUUAUAGAAUGCAGUAUAUACAUAUGAGAUGAGUAGUGCAAGAUAUGUAAACAUUAUUAAAGUGACUAGUGUUCCAUUUCUUAAAGUGGCCAGUGAUUACAAUAGGCAGCAGCAGCCUCUGUGCUAGUGAUGGCUAUUUAACAGUCUGAUGGCCUUGAGAUAGAAGCUGUUUUUCAUUCUCUCGGUCCCAGCUUUGAUGCUCCUGUACUGACCUCGCCUUCUGGAUGAUAGCGGGGUGAACAGGCAGUGGCUCGGGUGGUUGAUGUCGUUGAUGAUCUUUUUGGCCUUUCUGUGACAUCGGGUGCUGUAGGUGUCCUGGAGGGCGGGUAGUUUGCCCCCGGUGAUGUGUUUGGCAGACCGCUCCACCCUCUGGAGAGCCCUGUGGUUGCGGGCGGUGCAGUUGCCGUACCAGGCGGUGAUACAGCCCGACAGGAUGCUCUCAAUUGUGCAUCUGUAAAGGUUUGUGAGGGCUUUAGGUGCCAUGCCAAAUUUCUUUAGCCUCCUGAGGUUGAAGAGGCUCUGUUGCGCCUUCUUCAUCACACUGUCUGCGUGGGUGGACCAUUUCAGUUUGUCAGUGAUGUGUAUGCCAAUGAACUUGAAGCUUUCCACCUUCUCCUCUGUGGUCCUGUCGAUGUGGAUAGGGGGGGGGGGGGGUGCACCCUCUGCUGUUUCCUGAAGUCCACGAUCAUCUCCUUUGUUUUGUUGACGUUAAGUGAGAGGUUAUUUUUCUGGCACCACACUCCCAGAGCCCUCACCUCCUCCCUGUAGGCUGUCUCGUCAUUGUUAGUAAUCAAGCCUACUACUGUUGUGUCAUCUGCAAACUUGAUGAUUGAGUUGGAGGCGUGCUUGGCCACGCAGUCAUGGGUGAACAGGGAGUACAGGAGGGGGCUGAGCACCCACCCUUGUGGGGCCCCAGUGUUGAGGAUCAGCGAAGUGGAGAUGUUGUUUCCUACCUUCACCACCUGGGGGUGGCCCGUCAGGAAGUCCAGGACCCAGUUGCACAGGGCGGGGUUCAGACCCAGGGCCUCGAGCUUAAUGAUGAGCUUGGAGGGUACUGUGGUGUUGACUGCUGAGCUGUAGUCAAUGAACAGCUUUCUUACAUAGGUAUUCCUCUUGUCCAGAUGGGAUAGGGCAGUGUGCAGUGUGAUGGCGAUUGCAUCGUCUGUGGAUCUAUUGGGGCGGUAAGCAAAUUGUAGUGGGUCUAGGGCAGGGUUCUUCAAUUCCGGUCCUGGAGGGCCGAAACACUUCUAUUUUUUAUUUCUACCUGGUAGUUAAUUGCACUCACCUGGUGUCCCAGGUCUGAAUUAGCCCCUGAUUAGAAGGAGAGGAUGAAAAACAGAGGUGUUUCGGCCCUCCAGGACCGGAAUUGAAGAACCCUGGUCUAGGGUGACAGGUAUGGUAGAGGUGAUAUGAUCCUUGACUAGUCUCUCAAAGCACUUCAUGAUGACAGAGGUGAGUGCUACGGGGCGGUAGUCAUUUAGUUCAGUUACCUUUGCUUUCUUGGGUACAGGAACAAUGGUGGGCAUCUUGAAGCAUGUGGGGACAGAAGACUGGGAUAGGGAGAGACUGAAUAUGUCCGUAAACACACCAGCCAGCUGGUCUGCGCAUGCUCUGAGGACACGGCUAGGGAUGCCAUCUGGGCCGGCAGCCUUGCAGGGGAUAACAUGCUUAAAUGUCUUACUCACGUCGGCCAUGGAGAAGGACAGGCCACAGUCCUUGGUAGUGGGCCUCGUCGGUGGCACUGUGUUAUCCUCAAAGCGGGCGAAGAAGGUGUUUAGCUUGUCUGGAAGCGAGACGUCGGCGACGUGGCUGGUUUUCCUUUUGUAGUCUGUGAUUGUUUGUAGACCCUGCCACAUACGUCUCGUGUCUGAGCCGUUGAAUUGUGACUCCACUUUGUCUCUAUACUGAUGUUUUGCCAUUUUAAUUGCCUUGCGGAGUGAGUAGCAGCACUGUUUGUAUUCUGCCAUAUUCCCAGUCACCUUGCCAUGGUUAAAUGCGGUGGUUCGCGCUUUCAGUUUUGCGCGAAUGCUGCCAUCUAUCCACGGUUUCUGGUUAGGGUAGGUUUUAAUAGUCAGUGGGCACAACAUCACCUAUACACUUCCUGAUAAACUCAGUCACCGUUUCAUUGUAUUCGUCUAAAUUAUUUUCGCAAGCUACCCGGAACAUAUCUCAGUCCGCGUGAUCAAAACAAUCUUGAAGCGUGGAUUCCGAUUGGUCAGACCAGCGUUGAAUAGUCCUUAGCACGGGUACUUCCUGUUUGAGUUUCUACUUAUAGGAAGGGAGGAGCAAAAUGGAGUCGUGGUCAGAUUUGCCGAAAGGAGGGCGGGGGAGGGCCUUAUAACCAUCCUGGAAGUUCGAAUAGCAAUGGUAGAGGAUUUUAGCAGCCCGUGUACAACAAUCGAUAUGUUGAUAGAACUUCGGCAGCCUAGUCCUCAAAUUUGCUUUGUUAAAAUCCCCGGCUACAAUAAAUGCAGACUCAGGAUAUGUGGUUUCCAGUUUGCAUAAAGUCCAGUGAAGUUCUUUGAGGGCUGUCGUGGUAUCGGCUUGAGGGGGGGAUAUACACGGCCGUGACUAUAACUGAAGAAAAUUCUCUUGGGAGAUAAUACGGUCGGCAUUUGAUUGUGAGGUAUUCUAGGUCGGGUGAAAAAAAAGGACUUGAGCUCCUGUAUGUAUUUACAAUUACACCAUGAGUUGUUAAUCAUGAAACACACACCUCUGCCCUUCUGCUUCCCGGAGAGAUAUUUAUUUCUGUCUGCGCGAUGAACUGAGGACCCAUCUGUCUGGACCGAUUUCGACAGAAUAUCCCCAGAGAGCCAUAUUUCCAUGAAACAAAGUAUGUUACAGUCCUUCAUGUCGCUCUGGAAAGAAAUCCUUGCCCUGAGCUUGUCGACCUUGUUAUCCAAAGACUUAACAUUAGCGAGUAGUAUACUUGGAAGUGGUGGGUGGUGUGCGCGCCUCCUAAGUCAAACCAGCAGGCCGCUCCGAGUGCCUCUCCUCCGCCGGCGAUGUUUUGGGUCAGCCGCUGGAAUCAGUUCAAUUGCCCCGGGGAGAGCAAACAAAGGAUCUGCUUCGGGAAAGUCGUAUUCCUGGUCGUAAUGCUGGUGAGUUACUGCCGCUCUGAUAUCCAUUAGUUUUUCCCGGCUGUAUGUAAUGAUACAAAACACUUUCUGAGCUAAUAAUGUAAAAAAUAAUACAUAAAAUAACAAGCUAGCGUGGUUACACGUGGUCUGCGGUUGUGAGGCCGAUUGGACCUACUGCCAAAUUCUCUAAAACGACGAGUCAGCUUAUGGUAGAGAAAUUAACAUUUAAGUCUCUGGCAACAGCUCUGGUGGACAUUCCUGCAGUCAGCAUGCCAAUUGCAUUCUCCCUCAACUUGAGACAUCUGUGGCAUUGUGUUGUGUGACUAAAACUGCACGUUUUAGUGGCCUUUUAUUGUCCCCAGCACAAGGUGCACCUGUGUAAUGAUCAUGCUGUUUAAUCAGCUUCUUGAGAUGCUACAACUGUCAGGUGGAUGGAUUAUCUUGGCAAAGGACAUUUAAGCGAAAUAAGCAUUUUUUGCAUAUGGAAAAUGUCUGGGAUCUUUUAUUUCAGCUCAUGAAACAUGGGACCAACGCUUUACAUGUUGAGUUUUAUAUAUGUUUUCAGUGUUGUAUGAAUACAAAAAUAAGUCUGAUGGCUAGGAUAAAAACAAACACAUUUAGAAUAUCAGGAGCAAGGCCAAAAUAUAUCACAACACUAACUACAGGUAUUUCCUCCCCUGUUUGUCUUCCUGUUGUUUCCCCAGACUACCUCACAGAGAAGAUGCUUUCUUGCGGACUACUGUACAACUGCCUAUGUGAAACACAUCGAUAGAAUGAGUAAAGAAAGUACAAGGAUAGAAAUGGACCUGGUAUGUGCUUUGAUUUUUUCCCAUACCACAGUCAUGGUCUGACCAAAUAUUAUUAGCCCAAAGGCUGGCAGAUGGCGAUAUUGAGUCGUUUUAAUUUUACCAUCCAAAUGCAUUGUAUGCACCAGCAAUACAUUCAUAUCCCUUGUGAACCGGUUCGUACUUAAAUCAUUCUCCAUUCAGGCUGCAUAGGCUUAUAUUUCCUCCUUAACUUUAUUUAAUGGCAAGAAGGCUGAGAAAAACGGGGAAAAUAUGUGUACCGCCACCAUGCUAGAGUGGCUAAAUGCUAAUCCUGGAUGUUGUGUAUCAGGUUGCAGCAGUCAGUUUUUUCACCCCUAACCUAAGGCAGUGCUGUAUCGCAUUAGUGAAAACCAAGACUGUUCUCAGGGUGGGGCUGCCGGUUUUGGCUAGCAGAAGUGACUUUUCGUAGCAGGUUAGAAGAACUUGCGCAACAGGUUAGGAUAAUUAAUGUGGCAGGUUACAAUAAUUAUGUUAAGGUUAGGUAAAGGUUUAGUUUGCUAAAAUUUUCCCAGACGCGAUUCAAACAUAUUUAGCUACAACCAGGGCUGCCCUGAGAACAGUCUUGGUGUCCACUAAUGCGAUGCAGCUAAUAGUUUCAACCUGAUUGGCUGAACGCAAUACAUUUUACAUUUACAUUUUAGUCAUUUAGCAGACGCUCUUAUCCAGAGCGACUUAGUUAGUGAGUGCAUACAUUUUUCAUACUGGCCCCCCGUGGGAAUCGAACCCACAACCCUGCCGUUGCAAGCUCCAUGCUCUACCAACUGAGCUACAGGAGGGCUAGCAACAUCCGGGAUUAGCAUUUAGCCAAUUUAGCAUGGUGGUGGGAAAUGGUGUUUCAUAAGGAAGGUAUGCGUAUUUUCCCUUUAUUUUUAUAUUUGUAUAAAAAAACAAAUAUGCCUUCUCGCCAUUAAAUAAAGUUAAGGAGGAAAUAUAAGCCUAUGCAGCCUGAAUGGAGAAGGAUUUAAGUAGGAACCGGUCCGAAUGUAUUGCUAAUUUGGACGGUAAGAUGAAACAACUCAAUAUCGCCAUCUGCCGGCCUUUGGGCUAACCAGAUGUCAUCUCAACUGUCACUCAUCAGACGGUGUAGCAACUACAAUAUACCCAGAAGUAGAGGAGGACUGAAGACAUUGUUGAAGCGUCUUGAGAUCACAAUAGUAUCCAAUCCAUGUUGUUAAAUCUUGUCCUCAUGGCACUUCCACUAUACUGCACUUCUACUAUACUGUCUUUAUUAUAAUAAUAAUAAUAUGCCAUUUAGCAGACGCUUUAAUCCAAAGCGAUUUACAGUCAUGCGUGCAUACAUUUUUUGUGUAUGGGUGGUCCCGGGGAUCGAACCCACUACCUUGGCGUUACAAGCGCCGUGCUCUACCAGCUGAGCUACAGAGGACCACCCAUACACAAAGGCAUGAUUUAAUUGUGAUGUACCCAUUAUCUUGAUAUUCUUGAUUCUAGUACUUAACCAUAGGCCUAUGUGUUUAUUUUGACAGGCCUUUGGCUUUUCAGGCAAGGCGUAUGGCUCCUCAAGGAGUAUUGUGAGAAGAAUAGCCACCAAUCUUCCCCUUAAACCAUGCCCCAGGGUCCAUUUUCAGGUAAGACUAUUUCUGCAGGAGGCAGGCAUAUAAUAUGUUAGCUAACAUGAACUAAAAGUAAUAUAAUAUUCUUUGUAGACUGUCUGCAGCCAUACUUUGACAGAGUAUGAUCUGUGUUUGACAUUGUUUCCAUGUGACAUUGUUUCCGUGUCGUCACUAUUUCUGUGUCACUGCUCUUUACCUUGUACUCAAGUAUCGCGUUAUCUUGGUAUUCUCUGACCUGAUGUAUUGUGAUACACCUGCAUCUUCGUUUGUUUUGAUGCUUCAACUAUAAACAGAAUGGAAAACAUAAUGAGACCAAUAACAUGGACCUAGGUUCUGAUUUCAUGUUUAGGGAAGUUAGGCUAUGUUGCUCCUCUUUGGUGAUAAAAUAUCAUAGUGCCUUUUUAAUGUUUAGAUUUGAAAAUAAGUCUGAUCCAUUUGUGUCUUUUUUUGCAUUAGAAAGUUACAGCUACACAGAACACAACAGUUCUGUGGUUUUCAAUUCUUAUUUAGGUAGAGUCAUGCUAUCAUUGCCCUGCUCAAUCUUUACAUUCCCUUUUCCUGUCUUGCAAUACUGUUUUUUCACUUCUUUUCCUCUCUCUCUCCCUUUAGCUGUCCUUCCUUUCUGUGAGGAAUGCAGUAUGUCUGCUUUAGGUCAGUUCAUCAGGCAACCUACAACAGUAACUUUGUGCUGUUGACUAAUGUCUGGUACAUACACACACACACACACACACACAAACACACAUACAGUAUACACACACUACAUUACCAAAAGUAUGUGGCCACCUGCUCGUCGAACAUCUCAUUCCAAUAUCAUGGGCAUUACUAUGGAGUUGGUCCUCCCUUUGCUGCUAUAACAGCCUCCACUCUUCUGGGAAGGCUUUCCACUAGAUGUUGGAACAUUGCUGCGGGGACUUGCUUCCAUUCAGCCACAACAGCAUUAGUGAGGUCGGGCAUUGAUAUUGGGCGAUUAGGCCUGGCUCGCAGUCGGUGUUCCAAUUCAUCCCGAUGGGGUUGAGGUCAGGCCAGUCAAGUUCUUCCACACCGAUCUCGAAAAACCAUUUCUGUAUGGACCUUGCUUUGUGCACGGGGGCAUUGUCAUGCUGAAACGGCAAAGGGGCUUACCCAAACUGUUGUCACGAAGUUGGAAGCACAGAAUUGUCUAGAAUGUCAUUGUAUGCUGUAGCAUUAAGAUUUCCCUUCACUGGAACUAAGGGGCCUAGCCCAAACCGUGAAAAACAACCCCAGACCAUUAUUCCUCCUCCACCAAACUUUACAGUUGGCACUACGCAUUCAGGCAGCUAGCGUUCUCCUGGCAUCCGCCAAACCCAGAUUAGUCCGUCGGACUGCCAGAUGGUGAAGCAUGAUAAAUCACUCCAGAGAACGUGUUUCCACUUCUCCAGAGUCCAAUGGCGGCGAGCUUUACACCACUCCAGCCGACGCUUGGCAUUGCCCAUGGUGAUCUUAGGCUGGUGUGCGGCUGCUCGGCCAUGGAAACCCAUUUCAUGAAUCUCUAGACUAACAGUUAUUGUGCUGACGUUGCUUCCAGAGGCAGUUUGGAACUCGGUAGUGAGUGUUGCAACCGGGGACAGACGAUUUUUACGCGCUUCAGCACUUGGUCCUCUUAUUAGGACUGUGUCCCCUGAAAUGUAUCAACUGUCUUUAUUUUUUAUUUCUUACCUUUUCUAUGACUUUAAGCUCCUGUUGAGUUGAGGGACAGAAUAAGAAUAGAUCUCGACAGGCUGUUGACAGACGGCAUAAUUAAGAAUAGAUCUCGACAGGCUGUUGACAGACGGCAUAAUUAAGAAUAGAUCUCGACAGGCUGUUGACAGACGGCAUAAUUAAGAAUAGAUCUCGACAGGCUGUUGACAGACGGCAUAACUAAGAAUAGAUCUCGACAGGCUGUUGACAGACGGCAUAACUAAGAAUAGAUCUCGACAGGCUGUUGACAGACGGCAUAACUAAGAAUAGAUCUCGACAGGCUGUUGACAGACGGCAUAACUAAGAAUAGAUCUCGACAGGCUGUUGACAGACGGCAUCAGAAUGGCUUUCUUCAGUUGCUGUCUUGUGCACUAUUUCUAAAAGUCAACCGUAGCCAAUCAAAUGUCUGUCAGGGUAGGUUUCCAAGUAGUGUGAAUGCAGUUUGAUUCAUAAAAAGAGAAUACCUCACGUGGUUAAACAGGACCGUGUAGUUGAGUUGUUGACAGUGUAUUGAGUAAUUGUGGCAGGCUCCUCUGGUGAGGAGAAUGUUUUGGUGUAUUUAUUAACAUGGCUGCCUUGUGUCUCAGCUCAAUUCUUACACUGAGGAAAGUAGUGUCCUGAACAGCGCCGGGAUUCCGACUGGACUGGUGGCCUCUCUGGUCGAUGUCGGCUGGAUCGACGAGGAGGAAAAUGACUGGUUUGGAUUUGGGAGAGUGAGGUAAGAAGCUGUGAUGCUGCCCCUGUUUAUUGACCCACACACUGUGCUCAUUAGGGAGUCCAUUUGCGCUUGUUAACUUUCCACAUUUGUAUUACUCCAUGAAUCUCUUUCCUGCUUCUAAUAAGGUGCUUGUAUACCAUUGGUCUCGUUCAGGUCAGAGGCACCAUCAGGGCUCAUGUUCCGUUCUCACCCACCUCAGCCCAAACAACAACCUUUGCCCAGACGGAGGUCAUUACCCAGCCUGCACAAGGCCAAGCCGGAGCCCCAGGGUCAGACCCGCAGCAACGAUGAGGCCAUCCAGAAGAUCAGUGCUCUGGAGACGGAGCUGGCUAAACUCAGAGCCCAGAUCGCACAGAUAGUACUGACCCAGGAGCAGAACACACUGACACCAGGUAUGGGAGCGAGACCUCAGAACACACACACACACAAAAAGGUAAGGAAGAAUCCUCAGAACACAAACAUAAAGCGCUACCUCAUAGCCCCUUAAUUUGUUGGGUAAGAUAGUUCCAUGUUUUCCACUGUAAUUACCUAUAUCUGCCUGAAGAUGGGAGCUUUUCAUGGAAUAAUUGUCAGACUAAUCUGUACAUUUCUCAGCCCCAGGUGGUCCUCCUGCCCCAGGCGGCCCUCCUCCUCCACCCUGUGUCCCUCCGCCUCCCCCGCCGCCUCCUCCCCCUCCUCCACCCCCACUCAUUGGUCUCCAGCGGAGCUUCUCAGUCAUUGACCUCAUCCAGGAGCGCCGUGGGAAGAAGACUCCGGGCCAGGCACUGCUGGACCAGGGGCCCAAGCAGGUAGAGGUCCCCAAUAUGCUGGACGUGCUCAAAGACAUCGGCAAAGUCAAGCUGCGCCCCGCCAAGAGGUGGGCACCAUGUUCAUGGUCUGACUUCUACAUUACAGAAGAUGGACACAACUGUCUUGUUUUACUAACUGAAACCUGUACUGAUUUCCAGCUAAACAUUGAUUUACCCUUACUCCCUGUGUGUUACUGUCCAGCCGGCCAGAGGAGAGCCAAGCCAAACCCAGUGAGCCCACAGAUGCUGCGUCUCUCAUCGCUAAUGCCCUGAAGCGCAAGUUCGCCCAUCGCUAUCGCCACAACAGCAAUGAGGACAAUGAGUUUGACUUCCCAGCCUCUGAACUGAAACCUUUCUGUUCUGAAUUCCCCAAGACCGACAAGAAAGUAGAGAUUCCCCUGGUAAGAGCAACACUGAUACUACAUUACUCUCUUAUGUUAGGAAUCCCCAUUUUGGGUCUUAUCAUUUUCAAACUACACUGUAUGAUUGUGCAACAACAAAGAUGGGUAAAACCUUAGAUCUGUGAAGUUCUGGCUAUUGUGUGUCUGGGUUGUCCGUUGCUUACCUUUCUCGUCCUCUAGGUAAGGCAGCCCCGGUUGAAAACCCCAGCCCCUGUAGUGAAACCACGCCCAGAGACCCCCCUGGUAAGAGAAGUGCAAGCAUGACUAAAAUAGGUAUCUGAUCUAAUAUUUGAUGAGUUUGAAAAGUCAUUUGCUGCUCUCUCUCUUUUCCCAUCCUGUAGUUUGGACAGCACAUGUUGAAAUCUACUGGCAAGCGAAAUCUCCUCUGAGCACCCACAGAGAUGGGCUGGAAUUCUGGACUUGGUCAGAGUUCUGGACCGUCAGACAGCCAUGGACAUUUAAGUGCCUUAUCAACCGGUGUGUCAGCAGUCUCUGGAUGGACACCGGGUUUCUGACUAGAUAUGCAGUCAAUCUGCUCUCCAUUCCUGCUCACCAACAGUGUUGCAUUGCCUCAUAGUCUUCUUCAGUUCUUGCACUUUGAUAACAUACAGGAUCCGUUUCCGUGUACCACAGAUUUUAACUUUUUGUUUGAAUUAAAUGUCUAUUUUUGUCUCUUAGUUGACUGCAUUUUCAAAGUCUUUGAUCUUAAAGGUCCAAGUUUGUUCAUCAGACUUUCUGUACAUCUUGAUAUUUUAUUUGAAUCAAAACUAAAUUACAAUAUGAGGCACACCAGUGUUUUAUGUUCUGGAUAAACACUCUGUAACACUACAGAAUCCUAACUUUCUCUCAACUGACAACUGUUAAUAACUACAUGUAUUUAUGGGAAUGAACCUUCUCUAAAUGCACAUAGAUGUAAAUGGUUAUCCUUUUUGCAUGCCCUUUUCAAGGCAGUUGUAUUUAUCUUUGUCUCACUGGGUAUUUGCUGUCUACUGCUUGCUAUGGGUAGAGAGAAAUGUAUGCAGAGGAGUGGGAGCACUUUGUCAUUUGGUCCCUCUUGUAGAGUAUUAGGCUGUUUUUGUAAAUUGCAUUCUAGUCAAUCUAAUUUAUGAUUUUUAGAACACUUAUUUAUGUUUAGUUUGAACUGAAUUUAGAGUUAAUACUUGAUACAAAUAAUUAUGUUGUAGCUGUUAUCAAUGCUAUCAAAGCAAGUAUGGUUGAGAUGUAAUUGUAUUUGUUUCGUUUUAGACUGGCUCUCUUUUUGCUUUAAUAAGUUGAACGGGAACCAGUUCUGGAAACCCUGUUACCAUACAGUACCUCAGUAUGAAGACUGGACCAAACUAAUCUAUGGUGACAGUGUUGUCUUAAUGCAUUCUGGGGGGGAGAGGAAGAGAAAUAUGCUAGUGUUUGACUAAAGCUGUAACACUAGGAUAAUCUACCAAUACUGGGCAGGAUGUUGACAUUUUUUUUGUUCCAAUGUGUGUAUUCGAGAACCAUGGCAUUAUUAUUCAGUUGUAUUUUGUUAUAUGAUUCGAAGCCAAAUAUAAGACAAAUGGCAUUCUGGGAGGUAGUGUUACUCAACAACAAGCUGAGUGUAUUGCUCUUUUUAUAUCCUUAUGAUGCCUUGAAACAAUUUUCCUUAGUAUCAUAUCAAAUAUUUCAUACCGUGAAGAGUUCCUCUUGGAUAUAUUCUGAUAGUUAAGAAUGUCAUACUUUAUAUUUUUUGUGGAAUUAAAGGUGUCUGCACACCUUGACACAGAUAUAGCAUUAUUGAAAUGGCAUGACAGAUAUGACUGUUUGGGCGGGAAACAGUAUUUAGGAUACAUCUAACACUAACAUGUAUGAUUGUGGUUUAUUUAUCUUUAGAAGAUGAGGAAUGGCCAGUGUGUUUAUCAUUGACAUACUCUAUGUACCGAUAUCUAUUUCCUGCUCAGUGUGUCUAAGCGUUGAACUUUGGCAUGGUGGGAGAAUUAUAAGGGAACAUGGACAACUCAACUGUCAGUGAUACUUGAUGUAAAACCUAACUGUAAAACACUAGGGAUCUGUGUUGUGAAAUGUCUUCCAUACUUGAAAGAAAGUUAUGUAAACAGACUGGAAUCAUCAAAUUCAUGAAUAAAACCGAAAUGAAACUUG